Messenger RNA from Mytilinidion resinicola, 697 nucleotides. RefSeq lists its product as uncharacterized. The record is from RefSeq and is a predicted model, not a curated record. Lineage: Eukaryota; Fungi; Ascomycota; Dothideomycetes; Mytilinidiales; Mytilinidiaceae. The coding region runs from base 90 to 602 and encodes 170 amino acids. The transcript has a single exon.
AUAUUGUCAGUUGCAAUCUAAAGACCGUUUCCAGAAUAUUCUUUGACUUCCGUACGCUAUUCAGUACCUAAUUCGUAGUCCCUCAUUUCAUGUCACGUUUCUUCCGUGGUUCGCGUCACGAGUUCCCUUUAUGCCAAGCCUCUUCUUCCCCACAGUCAGUUGAUACACAUCUACAACAAACAUCUGUCAAUCCUGCUUCACAGGGAUCCGUAUCCCUCAGAACUCGUGUGAUCCUGCUAUUGUUUCAUCCGCCGUUGUUUCAUUUCCCGACGACGCCCACCCACAUUGCACCAAUCACAAAUCUAUCCUCUCGAGUCCCGCAGACCUCACGGCUUUGCCACAACCGGCUCUCCCUCUCCCGCUGCAAACUCCUGCCAAGCUGCAAACUCCUGCCAACAUACCGUGUAACCUGCGGUCCGAUCCCUCCCCUCCUCGCGCCUCUUACGGCGCCUGCGGUGCAGCACCUGAAACGACCCCUGCUGCAACCACAGUUCAACCGUCGAACCGUCGCCAAGGUAUAUGAGCCUUGUCGCACUCGCCCCUUACGCUGCACAGCUCCCUCAACGACCGCAUUCAAGACAUGGGAAUCGAUUGUCGAAUGAAACCUCCCAGCCCCCCGCCAACCCACGGCUGCGCUGCCCCUCAUCCCACUGCCCCCCUGUAUCGCUAUCGCCAGUGCUGGGGUGAGGAGGCACGU